Molecule: messenger RNA, 474 nt
Organism: Pisolithus orientalis
Lineage: Eukaryota; Fungi; Basidiomycota; Agaricomycetes; Boletales; Pisolithaceae
Exons: 4
Coding region: 1-474 (157 amino acids)
Molecular function (GO): serine-type endopeptidase inhibitor activity
Source: RefSeq, a predicted model, not a curated record
AUGUCUUGCACUCCCACUCAAAACAGUUCCAGCAAGUACCACAUUGCUUCUGUGGAAUAUAAGCAAUACCUUCAUGAUGACCAGGCUGGCGGCGUGCUCCCUCCCUACCCAAUUGUCAUCUUUUAUGAAGAUAUGCUGCCUCCCAAAUUUACCGUCACAAAGGGUGAUGAGGUCAACACCUACACCAUCAAGGUCAAUAGGAACAUGGUCCAUGAUUUAGAUGACCGCAUUGUUUCCUUCAACGAUGACAUUACUACGGAGUGGGUUAUCACGUUCAGGCGACACGAGAGAGCAUAUACCAUCGAGAGGAGGGCUGAGAGCAGUUUGGCAUGGACUGCUCCCACGUGUGGACCGGAACAACCUACUAAUCCCUUGCAGAUUCUCCUUGAGCCUCUCACCUAUCUGCCCACCGAGCAAUAUCCUCCUCUAUUAAUCCCUACCCAGCUGUUCAAAUUUGAGCUUGUACAAGCAUGA